Molecule: messenger RNA, 558 nt
Organism: Striga hermonthica
Lineage: Eukaryota; Viridiplantae; Streptophyta; Magnoliopsida; Lamiales; Orobanchaceae
Source: the annotation of a GenBank genome assembly
AUGAUUCAUUACCGACUAGAAGCUAACGUGCAGAGUCACCACGCCGGAAGUGUCAAACCCCGGGCUCACAAGCCCUCAGCUUCCAAUACCACCAUUAAGAAAAGACGUGGACAAACCAUGGGCAAAGGUAUUAUGAAGGCAUUCCAGGCUUGUGGAAAAAAAAUGAAGGUAACUGUGGAUCCAUCGAUUGGAAGACCUAAAAGUAGAGACGAGUCUUCAAAGUUUUCUAGUCAGAUUGGUGUAGUCACCAGAGAUGUACUUCCGGUGCCAGUAAGGUGGAAAGAUGUUGAUGAAGAAAAAGAUCUUCAACCUGGUAUUGAUCAUAUAAAGAUCCACAUGGAUAUUAAUUUAGAUGAUCCGGGUGUAAAACGUUGCGUGAUUGAUAAAGUCCAAGCUAGUUCACGCCAAAAACGUUACAGACUGCAUAAACAUUACAAGAAAUAUUCGUCCCAUGAAGAAGCUAAGAAUAACAAGCCCUCUUUUUGUGCUAGUCAAGAAAAUUGGGAAGAUAUGUGUGAGCUUUUUGCCUCGCCUAAAUUCAAGGUAAUGCAUUAUUAA